Messenger RNA from Arachis stenosperma, 1692 nucleotides. RefSeq lists its product as uncharacterized. The coding region runs from base 1 to 1692 and encodes 563 amino acids. NCBI's taxonomy places the organism in Eukaryota, Viridiplantae, Streptophyta, Magnoliopsida, Fabales, Fabaceae. The record is from RefSeq and is a predicted model, not a curated record. The transcript has a single exon.
AUGGAAGUAUGUCAUUUGGUAAGAGAUCUAGAAAUUCAACCAAUGAUUUGGAAGUUUCAUCCAAGUAAAAGAGAUGAAAUUCAUCGAGCUUAUCUUAAAGCUGGACCAAAUCAAUCAAUACUUGAUAAUUAUCCAUUCAUGAGCGAUACAAGUCAUCGUCGUCGGUUUCAAGCUUCUUGGUUUGAAUUAUACCCUUCAUGGUUAGAGUAUUCUAUUGAAGAUGAUGCUGUAUAUUAUUUACCAUGCUACCUAUUUGCUAUGGAAUCUUCAAUCAACACAUAUUCAAAUGCUUUCAUUGAAAAUGACUUUAGGAAUUGGAAGAAGGUAAAUAGUAGAAAAGAUUGUCCUCUUUUGAAUCACAUUGGCAAAGGCCCCAAUUCGUUCCAUCAUAGGGCAACGAAAUCAUGUGAUGAUUUGAUGAAGAAAUCACAACAUGUUGAUACACUUAUGAAACAACAAACAUCAGAGAAAAUUGAGAAUAAUCAACGUAGACUUGGAGCAUCUAUUGAUUAUAUUAGAUGGUUGACUUCUCAAGGUUGCGCUUAUAGAGUUCAUGAUGAAAGCUCGAGUUCAGAUAAUCGAGGUCACUUUAUUGAAUUGUUAAAGUUUUUGAGUUCUUACAAUAGUAGUGUUCAGAAGCUUAUUUUGGAAAAUGCUCCUAGAUUUGCUAAAUAUACUUCAAGUGAUGUUCAUAAAGAAAUUCUACAUGUUCUUGCUACAAUGGUGAGAAAUUCAAUUAGAAAGGAUAUUGGAGAUGCCAAAUUUUGUAUCAUCAUUAAUGAAGCUCGUGAUAAAUCUAAAAAAGAGCAAAUGGCUAUUAUUUUGAGAUUUGUUGAUGUGGAUGGUUUUGUUCGUGAACGCUUCUUUGAUCUUGUACAUGUUAUUGAUACUAGUGCCUUGACUUUGAAAAAAGAAUUGGUGUCUGUGCUUUCUAUUUAUAAUCUUCAAAUUGAAAAUAUUCGAGGUCAGGGAUAUGAUGGUGCUAGCAAUAUGAGAGGAGAAUGGAAUGGUUUACAAGCUUUAUUUCUCAAUGAUUGUCGACAAGCAUAUUAUGUCCAUUGUUUUGCUCAUAGAUUGCAAUUAGCACUAGUGGCUGCUUCAAGGGAAGUACUUCAAAUUCAUGAGUUUUUCACACAAUUGACUGUUAUUGUCAAUAUUGUUGGUGCAUCUUACAAACGACAUGAUCAACUACAAGAAGCUCAAGAAAUUGAAAAUACAAAAUUGAUUGCCAAUGAUGAGCUAGACACAGAUCAAGGUGCAAAUCAAAUGGGCACUUUACAAAGAGUUGGAGAUACAAGAUGGAGUUCUCACUUUCAUUCUAUUUGUAGUUUGAUAAGAAUAUUUGCAGCUACUCAUAUCGUUUUUAAUAACAUUAUUGAUGAUGGUACAACUUCUGCUCAAAGAGGUGAGGCUUAUGGUGUCAACAAAGUGCUAUUCUCGUUUGAAUUUGUUUUUUCGUUACAUUUGAUGAAGAAAAUUAUGGGGAUUACUAAUAUUUUGUGCCAAGCAUUACAACAAAAAUUCCAAGUUAUUUUGAAUGCAAUGCAUGUUGUUUCCACAUCAAAACUACUUCUUCAAAAAUUGAGGGAUAAUGAUUGGUGCAAUUUACUUGAGAUUGUUAAGAAAUUUUGUGAGAAACAUGAAAUUGAUAUCCCUGAUAUGAAUACACAAUACACAAUCAACCAAAGAUAA